GCUGGAAGGCCAUAAGCUCUUCAAAAGCAUUGUUCAUCAACCUGGAAAGACGGAGCGAGACAUCUGAGCAAGCUGUCGUUUUGAGCUUCAACACAAGUCGAUGAGGAAAAAGGACCGGGACAAAGUCAAAUCCUUUGAAGUUUCAUGGAAUGCAUAAAACCAUCCACACGGCGUGACAUUCUCGAGCUGUGGAACUUCUGUGGGGGGGGGGCGACUCUACAUGAAACGUGUUUCUCCUCUUCUUGCAAAGACGGACAACUGCCGGGAGGACGGUUGCCAUCCACAUAUUCAGGUGCGCUGAGCUCAUCUGAUUUGGUUUAUCGUAGCAAAAUCGACUGUUUUGAACAGCUUCCUAUUUACUACCGGUACAUGUUGCGCAUAGUUUUUUAGUCACUUAACCUGUGCAUGUCAAAUGUUUGAAUAGCCAUCAAGUGUAGAAAGCAGGAAUUAGACUUGCCCCCUGAUAUGGCUGUGGCUCCUUUCUUUCUACGCUGUAUAUUUACCCUACUGACGCAGUAGAUGACAUUGUUUUGUGCAUAUCUGUUCGUGAUAGUUACUGGUUUAACUGCAUAUUUCCUUUCCCGAAGAGACUUGGGAAGGAAUGUCACUGCAAUCGUCGUCACCUUCAAUUGUUGUCUUUCAUCUGCAAGAUCCAGCGAUGUCGGGAGAGUUUCUUCAGCGAAUCGGCACCUUCAUCUCAAGCGCAAAGCAGAUCGGCCGGCUCCCCCGACUUUGUGACCUCGUAUCUUCCUCCUUGCCGGUGCCGAGCCCCACUGUCCUUUCCGGUCAAGUCCCCAGCUUGUUUCGGGAACCUUACAUCUUGUCGGGAUACCGCCCGGUCCAUCAGAAGUGGCACUGUUACCUCUUCAGCCUCUUCCAGAGACACAACGAAUCCCUUAAUGUUUGGACCCACUUGCUGGCGGCUGUUGUGCUCCUGCAACGCUGGUGGGCUAAAAUCGGAGCCAUGGGGUACACCUUUACGGCAGCCUCUCUGCCUUUAGGCCUCUUUGUUGUGUCUUCCCUGACCUAUUUGUUCUUCAGUGCAGCAGCUCAUCUCUUUCAGUCUCACUCUGAGCAUGCGCACUAUUUUUUGUUCUUCAUGGACUACGUGGGUGUGGCUGUUUAUCAGUACGGAUGUUCCCUCGGACAUUAUUUUUAUGUAUCUGAGCCGGCAUGGAGAGACAGCUGCUUUGGCUCCCUGUUCCUGCCCGGCGCUGCUUUCUUGGGCUGGCUUUCCUGCGCCGGCUGCUGUUUCGCCAAGUCCAGAUAUCGGCGGCCGUAUCCUAUCGGUCGUAAAAUUUGUCAGCUGAUCCCCGCCACCCUGGCCUAUCUACUGGACAUCAGUCCUGUGGUUCACCGGCUUUCAACGGCGUCCUGGCUGGAGGAGCCCUCACUGCCCUUCCACGCCCUCCAGAUCGCGUUUUUACUUUUGAGCGUUGUCUUCUUCUCCUGCCCCAUACCCGAACGCUUCUUCCCAGGCCGCUGUGAUUUUCUCGGCCAAGGUCACCAAAUCUUUCAUCUGCUUCUGUCCCUGUGCACCCUGUUUCAGCUGGAGGCUCUCUUCUGGGACUAUGUCGGGCGGAGGGAUACGUUGGUGGAGACAUUUGGAGAAAGCCAGCUGUGGUGUGCAAGUAUAUCCUUCCCCGCCCUGUUCCUGUUUUGCAUUUUGACAGCACUUGUAACAAUGAGGCACAAACAGAAACAACUACGGGGUCAAAAACGGAGAGAGAAUUAAGAGAACGGUGUGUAUAAAUAGUCAUAUAAUCUUAAAAAACAGCAAUGAAAUGUAAAAUAAAUGUGAUUUAUUACAAAAGACGAGUCAAGGUUAUUUUUUCAAUAUGCAAAAAAGGUGACAUCUUAUUCAAGCAAGAAAUAUUUGGCACAGUUGCGGAACACUCGCCAAAAUUUUCCUCAAUGAAUCAUUGCUGUCACUGCUGCUGCUGAAGGAAUCUGAGCUGAGCGAGUUGCUGAGUGACUUUGCUGCUCUAUAAAAGGCAUACAUUUUUUUGACAUUUAAAAGAAUUCAUCAGCUUAUCCUGUUUACAUUUUUUUUGCUUGUUCGCGUGCGGAAAAAAUAGCGUAAUUUUAUUGCGACUUGUAUGUUGACUUGAUAUUAUUUCGGAAAUUGAUGAAAGGCAUCAUGUUCAACACAAUGGGAAAGUAAAGGGGGAGUGCGCUGCAGUGGGUGUGAGAUGAUACCUUGUGGAUGGUGUGUGAGGAAAAGUAUGAAACUGAGGAUUCAGCGGGAGUCUUAUGUGAACUCCUUCAGCUUCUGCUUGAAGACAGUCUGCGAGCUAACGGCUGUAGGUUUGAAAUGGAAAGCACUGCGCUAUUUUGACAUGCUUUCAUAACAACCUCCCCGAGGCUUAUCGGAGACUGUGGACCGGCCGAAUGAGGCUCGUCAGCCAAAAUGCCGCAGGUCUGUUUUUGACCCAGCCUCUCUAUUAAGCGGUGCGGACAAGCUGGCUUCUCUGUCUCCUUAUUAGAGUCAUUCACAGAACAAUACUGCUAUACGUUAGAAAAAAAACGACAACAACAUGACUAAAGCAAAAAUUUUUCAAUGCCUUACUUCUCGUAUUGGGUUUGUUUCUUUCAAUGAAAGUCAAAUUGUGUCAAAGUCAAAGUGUUUGAUUUGCACACGCAAUGUUCUUAGCUAUGGCAAAAUGUCAACUCUCGGUGGGAUUUUGUAAAUAGCCGACGUUAUAACCCCCCAGUGAGAGUACAAUGCAGUUCACUGUUGACUUAAGUCUUCUUGCUUUAGCUUGGCGCACCUCAAACACGCAAGGGCGUGUCUGUCUGUACCAGCAAGAGGCUCAUUAUCCUAUCCUAUGACUCCACCAAUGAACAAUGCUGAAGGUUCUGCUUCGGAGUCAAAUCAUACUUCACUCAAGGAAGGGUAUGCCUUCCUGAUGGAAGUAUCCCUCGGUUGUUUUGAGUGAGCGCGAGGCCUGAGUGUGACAUUGAUCUAGCAGGGGCUCCACCGAGCAGCAUAGGUGUCCAUUUCGAGGCCAGAUCUGACCCAUGACAUCAUGGUCCUAUAUGCCAAAGCAUAUUAUGAGGGUAACCAUAGCAACAAUGUGGCCCGUGACAAAAAAUGAGCGAGGUCCAGCACGCUAUGCGCCCCAAGAAUGUGCCCAAUUAUCACUACAUAGCUGAGCAGGUGUUGGGAGUGAUGAUAAGAUUCAUUCAUUCAUUCAUUCGUUUCCGAGCCGCCUGAUCCUCACUAGGGUCGCGGGGGGUGCUGGAGCCUAUCCCAGCUGUCUUCGGGCAACCUGAACUGGUUGCCAGCCAAUCGCAGGGCACACAGAAACGAACAACCAUCCACGCUCAGAAUCACACCUAGGGACAAUUUAGAGUGUUCAAUCAGCCUGCCACGCAUGUUUUUGGAAUGUGGGAGGAAACCGGAGCACCCGGAGAAAACCCACGCCGGCCCGAGGAGAACAUGCAAACUCCACACAGGGAGGCCGGAGCUGGAAUCGAACCCGGUACCUCUGCACUGUGAAGCCGACGUGCUAACCACUGGACUACCGGGCCGCCCUGAUAAUAAGAUAAGAUAAGAUAAGAUAUCUUUUAUUCGUCCCACAAUGGGGAAAUUUAAUUAUGCUGCCUGUAAUCAACCAACGAUUUCCUGGGUUGCUGGGAAUUUAAUUGCAAUUGUGUACAAAAGUAACAUAGAGUGUCGUACAGUCCCAUAUGGAUUGAAUAAUUCUGUAUCAUAUAUUUAAUGAUAUGCAAUAUCGCACCAUUUAAAUGCCAGGGUGAACCGCAGUGCUUGGAAUGCGCGCGCAAGCUGGUAUGUUGCAGGUGCAGAGGCGUUGCUCUCCGCUGGCGUACGAGCACAAUGGGCUGGUUAUCAGCUCCCCGAGCACCUCCUUGAAGACAGGCAGGACACCAAUGAAAAGGAAUCCCUCCUCCAAGGACCUGCCCGUCGCGGCGCGCAAGAUUGUGACAAGAGCUGAAUGACUUAGCAGCAGUUGGUGACACGCAAGUCAAGCAGCACACACAGAGCGCCUCCUCCGCCAUGGCUCCGAUCGCAUUGGUCGAUAUGAUGUCUUCUUUUUCGUCUGCCGAAGUGGGCAUCAUCGGCCUCGUCAUCUUCCUCAUCCUCAGCAUUAGUUUGGUCGCCCUCUGCAAUGACUGCCAGAAGGGCUCCGGCAACGCGUACAACGUGAACAACGGAGCCACGACGGAUGGCAGAGGUAAGUUAUCUCAUGCAAUCCAACUUUUUCCUCAAUGAGAUCAACUUUUUAACUUGCUCACAUUCUCUUGCCAAUUUCCAGACUCAAACUAUCCAACAUGGAGGAACCAUAAAAACAUGCCUAAAAGUACUCUGGAACGAUCGGCCAACGCAGCCCACUAAAGCCCCCGCUUUUGCGAUGCUCCGCCAUGUUGUUGAAAGCGGCACCGGUUUUUAAGGGACAGAAAUGAGGACAAAUUAACCGUGAAUGUUCCUUCGAAAUGAAAUCCAGUUUUCCCACUGUUGGCUCGGUCCCAAAUGGACAAAUGGAGACGGGGAAGGGGGUGGGAGGCAGGUCACGGGGCGGCUUCAACUUACUGUCAGGCCUUUCAUUUUAUGGCACAAAACACUCUCAAAUCGAAUGUCGCAUCAAAUAAUAUCCAAAUUGUGGACAGAUUUAGAUCGUAACCUGACCCAAAGUAGGUCAAUGUUCCUGUUGUUGACUACUCAGUUGGUUAUGAGUUAAAAUAAUAAUAAUAAUAAUAAAAGCGCAAAUUGAAACAACACUUUUGGAUGUGUGCUGCAUUGUGAAUUAGGAAACGAAAAAUGCAUCACAGAAAGACAUUUGAGUUAAGUGCAGUCACGCUUCAUCAGUUUGCCAGGUGGCACACCAUUUUUAAUUGAGACGCUCACCUGAGGGUGAAAUGGAUUUUACAGUGACCUACCAAAAGAAAUAUUUUUUAAACAAGAUUAAAAUUAACAUUUAUAGCAGUGGUUAAUCCACGAGAUAAUCUCCCAGGAAACUCAUUUGUCGCCAUUUUUUUUUUUUUUUGUCAGGAAGCUUUUUUGUUGUUUUUUUUUGUUUCACAUUUUCUGUACCUUUUAUUAUUUUUUUUAUUUUUGUGUGUAUGUGUGUGUGGAAAAACAACAACCAAUUACUUGUAAUGUGAGGAAACAAAUCAAAUAGCGUUUCUAAAACGGUGCCUCAAAAUUGAUGACUAAAAAGAUUUGCGCUAUAGGGGAUCUGGUCGUGCAUUUAAAACAAUCCUGCAAAAAAAAAUUUUGUUUGUUAUUGUUCUGCUAACCAUAGAGUAAGUUGUUUUUGGAUAUGUUAUACAUGUGUUCCUUUGUCUUCAGAGGGAGGUCGUUUAAAUCUUCGGUGCUGCUUUGCUUUCUUUUGAUGGAUAUACAGCCGUUUGCAUUUGUAAUCUUUUUUUUUUUUUUUAAUCUUUUCUCAAAUAUUAUAAUAAAUCCUAAUUUGAUAUUCCUA
Hippocampus zosterae (dwarf seahorse) is the source of this 5447-nucleotide messenger RNA. It is a transcript of the gene paqr8, whose product is annotated as progestin and adipoQ receptor family member VIII. NCBI's taxonomy places the organism in Eukaryota, Metazoa, Chordata, Actinopteri, Syngnathiformes, Syngnathidae. Gene Ontology annotation, cellular component: plasma membrane. The transcript has 6 exons. Gene Ontology annotation, molecular function: steroid binding; nuclear steroid receptor activity. The record is from RefSeq and is a predicted model, not a curated record. Gene Ontology annotation, biological process: response to steroid hormone. The coding region runs from base 602 to 1735 and encodes 377 amino acids.